This is a messenger RNA of Spodoptera frugiperda (fall armyworm), 1829 nucleotides long. RefSeq lists its product as uncharacterized. The record is from RefSeq and is a predicted model, not a curated record. Gene Ontology annotation, biological process: response to light stimulus. The transcript is spliced from 3 exons. Gene Ontology annotation, cellular component: extracellular region. NCBI's taxonomy places the organism in Eukaryota, Metazoa, Arthropoda, Insecta, Lepidoptera, Noctuidae. The coding region runs from base 943 to 1272 and encodes 109 amino acids. Gene Ontology annotation, molecular function: hormone activity.
UUAGACCUAACCAAAUCGAAAUGGAGGACAUGUUACACAAUAAAAGUUUACAAUAUUUCCCUAGUUACAAAGUCCUACCUAGGCAUGUAAGGACGGGGUCGAUCAACCAACUAGGUACUACCACAGAAUAACAACAGCAUCUACUCUCCUAAACUUUGAUUACCUAUAUUCUUAAUUAGAAUCCAGAUCACGUUUCCGUUUUACCUUCUCUACUAUAACAUAUUCUUUAUUACCUAAAUCUAUUAAUAGGUUUUACUGCCGCACUAAGAGACAUUUAAUGAUUACUUAAACUUUUCCUUGGACUGGGUUAAAUAACCAUUUGGUAUAAGAAUCUGAGUACGGCGGUAAGAAAGGAAAUCCAAUUAGGACAGGACGAUUGGUCACGUAAAUAAUGAACCAUCAAACCUUUAGCAAACAUAAACCUACCUGUAUAAAUAUCGAAUCAAUUAGUAUUUCCUUUGCUCAUACAGUGUCGUCGGACAAAGCAAAUAUAGGGAACGAGUAAGUCUACAAAUGCCGUAUUCUAGAUAAUAUCAUUAAAAGGUAUUGUUACGAGCUAAGUAAAAAUAAAAUAUGACGUAAGUUAAGUUGACAAGCACAGGCACUGCGAAGGGUUGCUGAGUGCGGUUCAGCUGUCUCUCGCACCGCUCCGUGGGCCGUCGCUCCGCUUCCGCCUGAAUGCGCGCCCCGCGACCCUGCCAGGAAAAACAACUUCGCCCCCCGGCCGGCCGCCCACAAUGCUUGCCCAUUUAACCGCCGCUACGCAUUCCACCAUUGCCAUUCCGAAAAGCAGACGGUCUCCAUCAAAUACAAAUCCAAUUAUUACUAAACAAUAUCGUUGGAUUCUUUGUAGGUACCUCAUUACGUUUGCUGAAUUUAGCCGCACAAUUAAGUGUUGUGUUAAGUUUAAAUAAGAGUUAAUUUAAUUGCAAGUGACACACAAUGGUGAACCUGGUUCGUCGAGUGGUUUUCCUCUUCAUGACACUGGUUAUCACCAAUGAAGUCUUUGCCAAUGACUACGCUGUGGAACCUGAUCUUGAGUCAUACGGAGAAGAAGAUUUAGCGGAAAUGAUACCCUCCAUGGAAAAUGAUAAGUACAUCCGGCACAUUCAUUCUAUGAUCAACGCAUACAGAGAUGACAUUUUGGGACGUCGAACGGUCAUUGAAACAAAUGCACUUGUUGACACGAAGUACAAAACUUGGAAACGUAAUGGAGACUUGAUAAAUUCACUUCUGGCACUACCCAAAGGCAUGAAUGACGCCGGCCGUUAGGCAUUUACUCGACUUAGAUGUAUUCAAUUACUGUGAUUAAUACAAUAUAGUAUUAUUAAUAUUUAUGACAUAAGGGAUCCUAAAACAAUCUGUUACUAAUAUAAAAAUAAAAAAAUACAGUUCCUGUUUUCAAAACAUAUAUUUAUUGUACCAUAUUGUAAUUCUACACUAAUUCCACCUUCAUAGAGGGGUAACUAAAAUUAAGAGGUAUUUACAGUUACUUGUAACUACACAAUACAUGUUGUUGUAUACCUUACAUGUGUGCAUUCAACAGAGACAGAACGCUGUUUAUUCAAUCCGUUACAUAUUUUGAGCGUUAGACUCUCAACAUAUUUAUUGCAUAUGAUUACAAUAAUAAUGAAAAAAUAUUAUUCCAUGCUAUUUUACAUUCACAAUGGCAGAGUCACAAUGUUUUUAUAAGUCUAGAUAAUAAUAAUAAUGUAUUCCAUAAGUACAUUAAGUAACAAUAUAUUUACAUGAGCUUUUUAUUUAUAUUGAAGUUCUCAUAAAUGUUGUAACGCAUGAUUUUAAUGCAAUAUACAGAAUACUUAUAAAAA